This is a messenger RNA of Hymenoscyphus albidus, 643 nucleotides long. NCBI's taxonomy places the organism in Eukaryota, Fungi, Ascomycota, Leotiomycetes, Helotiales, Helotiaceae. The record is from the annotation of a GenBank genome assembly.
UACGGCGAGGGUAUGCACUGUACUGUACGCAAUAUCAAGCCAAGAGUCGCAACCUCUCCACCACAACACAACUAGAACAGUCAACAUGGCCAUGUAAGUCCCAGAACUAGGUCAAUUUGUUUACUCUCGAUCACCGUCUGAUCUGCGAGACAGUGUACCGAAAUCAUCGUAUUAUGAUACCCAUUACAAACAAUCCGCCGCUCUCAUCCGUGCUCGGCGACCAUACCUCAUCAAAAAUACUCUCACUGGACUUGGGUUAAUGGGAUUUUGCCUGGGAGUUUGUGAGUCAAUUAUGGUAUAUAAAAAAGCGAGUAGUGGCUUAUAUUUUCUCGCAGACACGUUUACCAUCCGAGCAGUAUCCCAGGACGAAUUUGAAGAUGUGAAGGUUCCUCCAGCGCCACAGGCCGGCCCAGACGUAAAAUAGAAGGAACCGAUCUACAAUAGCAAUGGGAAAUUUUCAGGUUCGGGGAUGGGUACAUUAUGCAUUUUGUCACAGUUUUAAAUAUGUUGGCGCAUUACAGGAGUUCUGGGAGAUUCAUGCUGGUGUACAGUAAUCUUUACUUCCUCAAACUCCUACAUCCCAAGAGUCGUCUCGAUUACACGGUCAAACCUCAGAAAUCAAAAACACCCCUCCAACGAAACC